Messenger RNA from Sitodiplosis mosellana (orange wheat blossom midge), 1377 nucleotides. Its product is annotated as DNA-directed RNA polymerase II subunit RPB1. The coding region runs from base 292 to 1158 and encodes 288 amino acids. Lineage: Eukaryota; Metazoa; Arthropoda; Insecta; Diptera; Cecidomyiidae. The transcript has 3 exons. The record is from RefSeq and is a predicted model, not a curated record.
UAAAAGACUUGGUUGCACAACUGCAGCGAGCAUUUGAUAUCUAAACGUAAAAGCGUUCAAUAAAACUCACUCAUCACUACCAGACUGAAUCGGAUUUUACCAUCGGAUUUUCUUUCAUUUUCCAUUAUUUUUUCGCGUUGCUGCUCGUUUCUGUUGCAUUUUUGGUGUGGAACCUAAUAUUAUUGUUGUUUGAAGUGCGCGCAAAUUUUCUAAAUUACUGUUGAUUGGAUUGUGUUGAUGUGAAAAAUUUUUAAGUGAAGUUCAGAUCAAAGUUAAGAAGCUGAAAUUGAAAUGAAGAAAUUGUUGACGUUGUGCUUUUUGAAUUUGGUGUCGUUGGCGCUUUGCACGAAUAAUGUGCAGACGGACGAAACGCGUAAAACAUCCGUUCGUUCGGCAUCGGCAGCGGUUGGAACGAAUGCCCACCUGAAUUCGUUGCAAUCUAGUCAGGACAGUGGUGGCAAACAGCAGCAAUCAUCGCAAGUGCAAAGUGGAACAGGUCAAACGACAUUCACAAGAGUUCAAACUCCCGAAUUUACAUCGAUCACUCAACCACACAAUGUUUACACGCAGCCAACAGCACCAACGGGUGGAUACUUCAUUUCAGUUAAUCCACAAAAUGUUCCUUCGGCUGCUCUCGGUGCAGGUCCAACGCCAGUAAUCAUGCAGUAUUUGCCACACAACGCUCAACAAGGUCCAAUUCAAUAUCUUCAGCUCAUACCGACGCGUCCGUUGAUCGUUCCAAUCAGCCCAUAUAUAUCGGGAUAUCCGUCAGGGAAUCCCUACUCAACACCAGUGAGUGGUCCAACAGCUCAAGCAACGUCGAAUUCACCGUAUGCUUUGCCACAUCAUUCAUACGCACCAUCAACCAGCAGCUACGCCAAUAGCUAUUCACCAUCAGCAAGCACCUAUGGUAACAGCUAUUCACCAUCUCUGUCCAGCCCAAUUGGCAACAACUAUUCACCAUCUCUGUCCAGCCCAAUUGGCAACAGCUAUUCACCACCUCUAUCCAGCCCAAUUGGCAGCUACUCAACGAAUUAUUUAACGUAUUUCCGACCAAAUAACGGCAUGCAAAUGGUCAACGGUCCUGAGCUGAGCCUAAAUACGAACGAAUACAUUCCACUUACAAAUGACAAUACGUACAAAAUGCGAAGAGUUUGAAACCACACGCAGACGUUUCAUGCAUUUAGAGACUUAUUUGCAAGGUUCUUGCCAGCAAUUUGAUUCUUAAGUUAGGCAUUUAUUUGUUAUUAAUUUUGUUGUCAUAUUGUGAAACACUUUACGAUCAAAGGCGAUGACCUUAACUCAGAUCAGAUAGUAAAAACCAUUUGUUCACAUUAAUUUAAGAAUAAAGCGAAUAAAAACCGACCAAUGGCUCAA